This is a messenger RNA of Meriones unguiculatus (Mongolian gerbil), 1876 nucleotides long. RefSeq names its product catechol-O-methyltransferase (gene Comt). The record is from RefSeq and is a predicted model, not a curated record. Gene Ontology annotation, molecular function: magnesium ion binding; catechol O-methyltransferase activity. Gene Ontology annotation, cellular component: axon; dendrite; membrane. Gene Ontology annotation, biological process: dopamine metabolic process; catecholamine catabolic process; developmental process. The transcript is spliced from 6 exons. NCBI's taxonomy places the organism in Eukaryota, Metazoa, Chordata, Mammalia, Rodentia, Muridae. Bases 220 to 1011 code for a protein of 263 amino acids.
GCCGUUCUCGUCUCGGGCUUCGGGGCCAGACUUAUGCGCGACCUUCACGAGGCGAGUGCUCCUACAAGCGUUCUGCGCUGCAGGAAGCUCAGACCCAGCAUCCGAGUCUGCACCCGCGCCACCGGGACCCAGCUGAAGGUCUUAGGGUCGCUGGUGUGAAAUCACAAGCGUUUGCCAUGAAUCUACUGAUCUCGCCCAGUGUCGGCUGUGGGGACUCUGAUGCUAUUGGCUGUCAUCUCACUGGGUCUCCUGUUGGCCCUCUUCCUGCUACUGCAUCGCCUGGGCUGGGGCUUUGUAGCUAUCUUCUGGUUUGAGAACGUGCAGCAGCCAGUCUACAACCUGCUCAUGGGUGACACAAAGGAGCAGCGCAUCCUGCGCCACGUGAAGCAGCACGCAAAGCCUGGAGACCCCCAGAGCGUCCUGGAGGCCAUCGAUGCCUACUGCUCACAGAAGGAGUGGGCCAUGAAUGUGGGUGCCACGAAAGGCCAAAUUAUGGAUGCAGUGAUUCGGGAGUACAGCCCCUCGCUGGUGCUGGAGCUAGGAGCUUAUUGUGGCUACUCGGCCGUGCGAAUGGCCCGCCUGCUGCCACCUGGAGCCAGGCUUCUCACCAUGGAGAUGAACCCUGACUAUGCUGCCAUCACCCAGCAAAUGCUGGACUUUGCAGGCAUGCAGGACAAGGUCACCAUCCUCCUUGGGGCAUCCCAGGACCUCAUCCCCCAGCUGAAGAAGAAGUACAAUGUGGACACGUUAGAUAUGGUCUUUCUUGACCACUGGAAAGACCGCUACCUACCAGACACACAUCUCCUGCAGGAAUGUGGCCUGUUGCGCAAGGGGACAGUGCUCCUGGCUGAUAAUGUCAUCGUCCCGGGCGCCCCUAACUUCCUGGCGUAUGUGAGGGGGAGCAGCAGCUUCGAGUGCACACACUACAGCUCACACCUGGAGUACUUGAACGUAGUAGACGGCAUGGAGAAGGCAAUCUACAAGGGUCCAAGCAGCCCUACGAAGUCUUAACCGCCCAGCUUCCCUUCCAAGCUUCCGUCUGCAAGAUGACUCACACUGACCCCUUCUAUGCUUCUGGAACCUGCCCUCCAGUGCUGUGGCUCCAGAUUGCUGCACACACACACAUUUUAAAGGUAGUGAGCUCACUGCAGAACCACCACAGUAAACCUGGAAGGCGCCUGUGGAUAAAAGGCUACAUUGAGGCUAGAGGCGCAGUUGCUCACAGAGGCUGCCCAGCGUGCAGAGGCCUCAAGGUUAAUCCUCAGCACCAAACAACAGAAAUUGAGAUUUCAAAACAAUCAGAGCAGGUGUCACCCUGAUGGUGUGACCAGCUGGAAGAGGAGUCUCGUAAGGUUUUGGUGCCAGAUCCCUAGGCACUGCCAUCACCUUUAGGCCAGCAAGAAGUCAGGAAAUUGAAAACACCCAGAUACCGUUUGGUUGUCACCAAAUGGCAGCACCUCAGAGACAGUACUGUCACCAGCAACUCAUACCACAUUUCAUCUUAAGAAAGAGUCAUGGGGCUUAGUGGUUAAGAGCAAUGGGUGGUUCCUCCAGAGGACCUGCGUUCAAUUCCUAGCAUCCACAUGGCAGCUCACAACUGUAACUUCAGUUUCGGGGGGUCUAACACCCACACGCCAACACACAUAAAAUUAAAUAGAUUAAAAAUAACAAUAAUAAUGAGUCAUUAACUUUCCAGCUGUAGUGGUGCAUGCCUUUAAUCCUAGCAUCCAGGAGGCAGAGGCAGCCAGAUCUGGGCUCAAGGCUAGCCUGGUCUACAUGCUGAGUUCUAAGACAGCCAGGGCUACACAGACUCUUGCCUUAAAAAGUGUUGUAACCUCUUUUAUAUUAUUAAAAAGAAAAAAAUUCAAGAUCUAAA